CUCCGUUCCAAGUUGAAUUGAGGUGACGAGUUUCAAGGUCGUCGUUUAAUGUUUUAUCGUUGAGUUAAUGUUUUUUCGUUAUAUUUAACUUUCAGUUUUCACUAAUGAGAGAAACGACGUAGUGGGGGCUGCUCAGAGAAGGAAGAUGAACUUCAUGAAAUGUUUGCUUUUGAUUUGCAUCAUUUUCAAACAUCAUGUUAGUGCCAUUGUCACUGAUACAGAUGGCAACUCAUCCGAAAUUCCAACGUUACGUUUGGAUUCCCUUCAACUUACUCUGUCAUCGAAAUUGCUGCUUGAUCUCACAUCGUCCAGAGGACCCACGUUGAAGGGCUACUUGGGAUGGUUGCCACAGCGAAGUAACACCAGUUACCAACCAUGUGAGGAGACUGAUUCUUCCAAGAGAUCCAUCUGUGUGGAGUAUGACAGAGGGAUGUCCGUAUCCAUAGUGAAAGAUAACACCGAUCAGUGUGAAGAGGAAACAGAAACCUGUCAUGCUGUGUCUUGCUACAAAAUCCUUUGGAGGAACCACUUGGAAGGCGCCAUGGAUUGCUUCGUGAUUGGUGAUGAUUCUUGGUUCGGUGGUGGUGAGGAACUGUCACAACGAUGGCCGAUGCAAACGUCUUCCAGGUCAUGGUACCCUGCUGUGACUGGUGAUCCUGCUCAGCACCCGACUGGAAAUGUCAUGGAGAGUCUGUGGGUAUCGUCUGCAGGAUUUGCUCUAAGGGUCGACCACCAUGUUCCGCUGUUCGUAAGCUUCAACGAGAGCGGGAGUGGAAAGCUUUGUUUCACAACUUCGACGAGGAAACAUCCUUAUAGAGGAUAUUCCAACACCCCGGUCUUAGAUUACACGAUCUGCAGCGCGAUGAAUGUGAAAGAUGUGUAUUCGCACAGCAUCCACAGAUGGUUUAAAAAGCCAACAGGCAUCCCAGAGGAGGGGUUGUUCCAAUAUCCAAUCUGGUCCACGUGGGCUCGAUAUAAGAAAGACAUCAAUGACACUGCUGUUCUGGAGUUUGCUGAGGAAAUUAAAGACUCUGGAUUCCCAUUCAGCCAGAUUGAAAUAGACGACGAAUGGGAAACCUGUUAUGGAGAUUUGGAUUUCGAUAUGAAAAAGUUUCCUGACCCUGAAGGACUUGUGCGAGAAUUAAACAGAUUGCAAUUCCCAGUUACUUUAUGGGUUCAUCCGUUUUGCAACAUGGAAUGCGAGACUUUCAGAAUUGGUGAGGAUAAAGGAUUUUGGAUUAAAGACAAGCGGGGAAGAACACUUCCGGUAAACUGGUGGAAUGGUGAAGGUGCACUUUUAGACACCACGAACAGCGAAGCCGUAGAAUGGUUCAUUCAACGUCUGAUGCAUUUAAAGGAAGUUUACGGAAUCGAAUCCUUCAAGUUUGAUGCUGGAGAAGUUUUGUGGCUUACUGAGAGCUACAGUUUACACAAUAAAUCAGUAAAUAACCAGCCGAAUACUUUUACUCGAUCGUACGCGAACAUUGCUGCCAGAUUUGGAGGUAGGGUUGAAGUCAGAGUCGGACAUGCUUCUCAAGAACUACCCAUUUUCGUGCGAAUGUUCGACAAGUUUUCCCGCUGGGAUCAUGAAAACGGAUUGCUGACUCUUAUUCCUACGGCCCUACAGCUAUCUCUCUUGGGAUAUUAUUUUAUUCUACCAGAUAUGGUCGGAGGCAAUAACUAUGAAUCCGUCCAAGGGUCAUUACCAGAUCCAGAGUUGUACAUUCGCUGGCUUGAAGCGAAUGUGUUCUUGCCAGGCAUUCAGUUUUCAAUCCCUCCUUGGGACUAUGAUGAACAAAUUGUAAAAAUAGCCCUGAAAAUGGUAAAUCUACGUCAAACGUACUCUCAUUACAUAUUGGACAUUGCAAGAGAAUCUGUUAGAACUGGUGAACCAAUCAUACGCCCGCUGUGGUGGCUUGCCCCCACCGACAACGACGCCCUUAACAUAGACACGCAGUUCUUAGUAGGUGAUGGAAUUUUAGUGGCUCCUGUUUUGCAGAAAGGACAGCAGAAAAGAGACAUCUAUCUACCAGAAGGUAAAUGGUUAGAUAUUCAACGGAAUAAAGUGUAUGAAGGUUCAUUUUGGUUGUAUGAUUAUGCAGCACCUUUGAAUUACCUUCCAUUUUUUAUAAGGCAAGCAUAACUGGUGUAGAUUUUAUAUUUAAAAAAAAUAAAUGUAAAAAUAAACUGCGGCGUCUAAACUUAUAUGAGAUUCCUUAUGAUAUAGUCUAAGACAAUGUCUUUUUACUUACGGUCAGGCAAAAAUUUGCGAAAAAAUGCCAUGACCGAGGGAUUUUUGAGCAAUCACGAUUGCUUAUUGCUUUCAUUUGACUGUUUUUGGCGUGCUAUCAUUUUAUUUUCCCACCGCCACCCUCCGCACGAUCACCGUCGACCGGCUCCUCACGAUGCUGUUCCUAUAGCGAAAGCCGUUUCCAGGUUGCGCCAAUAUCCUACACACACGCAUACAUAAAAACUACACACACACACACCUACACACACACAAAAACAUACACACAACUAACCACACAUUCAUGCCUGCACACAGACACAAACACAUAUGUCUACACACACAUACACAUACCAACCCGCCGCCACACACACAUUCAUACACACAACUACCCACACACUUAUGCCAGCACACAGACACAAACACACAUGCCUACACACAUACACGUACCCCCUACACACAAACACACAUACCUCCACACACAAACACAUAUACCCCCCACACAAACACACGCGCCU
This is a messenger RNA of Uloborus diversus, 2745 nucleotides long. It is a transcript of the gene tobi, whose product is annotated as myogenesis-regulating glycosidase-like. The record is from RefSeq and is a predicted model, not a curated record. Gene Ontology annotation, biological process: carbohydrate metabolic process. The coding region runs from base 146 to 2143 and encodes 665 amino acids. Gene Ontology annotation, molecular function: hydrolase activity, hydrolyzing O-glycosyl compounds. The transcript has 2 exons. NCBI's taxonomy places the organism in Eukaryota, Metazoa, Arthropoda, Arachnida, Araneae, Uloboridae.